AUAAUCAGUUCAUAAUAUUCUUCUUUCUUUUCCUUCCCUUUUUUUUUUAUAUUUAUUUUCUCUCUCCUGUUCUCUUCCGCCAUUUUUUCGAUCUCGCGAACUGUGUUAUUUGUUCAUUGGAUGUAAGAAUUAGGGUUCUAUAUUCUGAAGAAUUAAACAAGCAAAAUCAUGUAACUUCUUGAAUUGGCUGCUGUCAUAUGUGAAUUCAAGUUGUUUAUACUUCUGGCACACGACAGAUGGGUGAAUUGAGGACAAUGAUGCGAAGGAAUGAAUCAUUCAGAACUUACCAGUUUGGUCUUCUUCUUUCUCCUGUUGUCUCAUUUUGGGGUUGUUUUGUUCGUAAGAUAAGGUAUAAUUACAGUCCUGAGUGGGUGUAGGCCUUACCUCUGAAAGCAUUUUAGGUCCCCGGCUGAUAGGAAAGAUAUAAACACAAAAAAAAAAAAAAAAUAGAAGGAAAAAGAUGGAUAUUAACAGUUCUCCCGAAAUGUUGAAAUAAAAGAAGAGACAAUAGUUAGAGGGUAAGGUAAAUGUAUACUUGGUAAAAAUAGAUUUUUAUUUUCAGGAAAGAAAAUCUUUACUAACAUACUAUAGUAGUUGAGAUAAGUUGGAGUUUUGAAAGGCCGAAGAUGGAGUUAGCAAAAACCCCCCAUGUGAAAAAGGCAAAGAAGAAGCAGGUGAAGGACGAGUUAGACCGCAUGAAGCAAGCAGAGAAGAAAAGAAGAAGAUUAGAGAAAGCCUUGGCAACUUCUGCUGCCAUUCGUUCUGAACUUGAGAAAAAGAAACAACUUAAGAAAGAAGAGCAACAAAGGCUCGACGAAGAGGGUGCUGCAAUUGCUGAAGCAGUUGCUCUCCAUGUUUUACUUGGAGAAGACUCCGAUGACACGACGCCUACUACAAUAGUUUUGAAAAAAGAGGAAGAAGAAGACGACUUUGGCGGUUGGCACCACCACCACGCUGCUGCAAAUAUCGGACUUUUUAUGGAGAAAUCCGGUUUUUCACAUCAUCAGAAGAGUUUAAAGAAAUAUUCCGUUGUUGAGAGUGUUGGCUGGUUUCCGGGAUCUUAUGGACAACAAGAAUGUGAUUGCAAUCACUUUGGAGAUAUCAAUAUCAAUCGGUCCUAUUCAUCGUCAUUUCCUCUCGAGAAUAACUUCCAGAUGUCGUAUUUGGAUGAUGGUCUCCUUGCAGCACAAGCUGUUUCAUCACUGCAGAUUGGAGAAGAUGCACGCGUUGACAGACUUUUCUUCAACCGAUAUUGAGAUUGCUAAAACUAGGGUAAAAAACUCGAGAUAUGAUCCUCAUGUCAAAAGGCUGAAUAGCAAUGAAUAAUCUUUGAAUGUAUAUACUUAUUGCUUUGAUAUGCCCUUUUGUUUUCUGAGUUCCUGGAACAUUGUCAACAUUGUUAUGGUCUUGUGUUCUGAAUUCCUUUCUGUGUGGCUAAGUUGUUCUUACUGUGUAACGGUGGAUUGAAUUGUGUUUUGUAGACAUUGGGAGAUUCUGUUUGGUUAUUUUUCA
Molecule: messenger RNA, 1512 nt
Organism: Spinacia oleracea (spinach)
Lineage: Eukaryota; Viridiplantae; Streptophyta; Magnoliopsida; Caryophyllales; Amaranthaceae
Exons: 2
Coding region: 627-1256 (209 amino acids)
Source: RefSeq, a predicted model, not a curated record